Molecule: messenger RNA, 768 nt
Organism: Penaeus chinensis
Lineage: Eukaryota; Metazoa; Arthropoda; Malacostraca; Decapoda; Penaeidae
Exons: 3
Coding region: 1-723 (240 amino acids)
Source: RefSeq, a predicted model, not a curated record
AUGACUUGCUGUGGUCUUCACUCGGCCAUUCCCUUCGGCGACCAGUCCGCCAUGGGGCCCCAGCGAGCGCUGUUCCUCCUGCUCGGUCUCCUCCUGCUCGGUCUCCUCCGGCCAGCGCGCCUCGUCGCAGGCGAUGGCGAGGGCUGGUGGUAUGCAACCUCGGUGGCCGAGGACAUCGUCGCUGCAGGACAGACUGUCGAGUUCUCGCAAGUUCCUCUAGUGACCUGCGCCGCCUACGCCGGCCACUCGAGCUGGGCGCAGCUCUUCUGCCACAGGGAUGGCCUCUGCGUCCUCUCUGAGCAGGCGGUGGUCAGGGACAACAGCACCGGGAGCGGCGACCUGAUGCCCUGCUGGACCAAGCACCCUCCUUCGUCAUGCUUUCCUCCUUUCGAAGACGCCGGAGAAGCUGGAUGCUUUUAUCUGCCCGAAAGCAAGAUGACAUGGUUCGCCGGGCGCGACCACUGCAAAUCCCUUGGCGCGGACCUCGCUGUGCCCACGGACUUCGGCGCCUUCCGGACUUACGCAACCAACGCAAAUUUGCCUCAAGACGUGUGGCUGGGCAUCUACGACCAGGAAUGGCUCAACGGCAGCCGCGUGGCCAGGGCGCUGUGGGCCCGUGGGGACCCCGACGGCCCGCCACAGGACUGCGGGAGGAAGUACAAUUCGGUCAUCGCGGAUGCCAGGUGCAGCGAGACCUGGUAUUUUCUGUGUGAGAUUAAGUGAACAAAUAUGUGAUUAUUUUCGAUGAUUACAUCCUUAUGACUGUUA